Molecule: messenger RNA, 1539 nt
Organism: Ceratina calcarata
Lineage: Eukaryota; Metazoa; Arthropoda; Insecta; Hymenoptera; Apidae
Product: cilia- and flagella-associated protein 91-like
Exons: 2
Coding region: 132-1367 (411 amino acids)
Source: RefSeq, a predicted model, not a curated record
CUAAUGCAAACCUAUAAGAGGAAGGAUAAUCGGGUGAGCGGUAUCAGUCCUUAGUUGUUCCCGCAACCCGAUUGUUUAAACGUUUUAUCUGUUUUUCAAUUCGCAAAGGUUCCAAGCUUAAUAUCUCAAGGAUGAGGGGGCUCUUCCUAUUAUUGUGCGUUUGUCUAGUGCAAAGCGGACUGACAAAGAAGCAGUCUCGCGAGAGUUACGAUUACGAGCUAUCGCUCGGUGAACCCGGAACCGGUUCCAUUCUACUUCCACCUCAACAGAAAGUUCUCCAGCCGGGAUACAGCGUGGGCGGCCCCUUGGCGAAUAUCGCGAAGGGCGCGGCGGAGCAAGCUCACACCCAGUUGAGCAACCAGGAGUCCGCGGCUGGACAGGCGGCGUACGUAGCUAAAAAUACUUUGGCUCAGGCUGCCUCGCAAUCGGCAGCUACCGCAGCCGCGGCGUUGACCGGAAAGCAGAUCGUCGUCCAAGGAUUGGAGCAACAGUCUAGAGACGCGCACGUAGCGGUGGACAAUGAGGCUCUGCAGCUGCAGCAAGCGGAAAGAUCCGCGAAUGCGGCCAAGAACGCGGCUAAGCAAGCCAUGCACCAGGUGCAGGUGAUCACGGCGGCUUUGAACGCUGCGCAAGUUACCGCUGAUCGUGCGCAACAAGCUGCGGCCGAAGCUGAAGCCGAAUUAGCCGCGCAGACCACGAUGGUUGGGCAAGCGAAGGCGAGGGCGGAAACCGUGGACGAGCAGCUGAUCUCUGCUCGCAUCGAUUACGACACCACACAGACGGCCGCAGACAAAGCCGCGAUCGCGGCAACCGCGGCACAAAACAAUGCUGCGGCCGCGGGUGCCAAAGUGGCUGAUACGGCCGGCACUUCCGCGCUCUUGACUCACGAGCCGGCCACCGUGACACCUUUACCGAAACUACCGGAGCAACCUGUUCUCAAGGAGUCCCCGGGCUACGCUCUGCUCUCCGAGGGACCGGCUUACGGAGCCGGUGGCCCGAUUUUAGCUGGUCCUGCCGGUCAUCAGGAAGCUGCAUUAAAAUCAGAAGGACUGCGUUAUCCUAUAGCACCGGAAGAGAUAGCCGCGCAGCGGGCGCAAGCGAGUCUUGAAGAAGCAGACGGUCUUCGUUUGUCUGGACUUCUCCAGAAAGCUGGUGAUCCUCGUCUUCCUAUAACGAUCCAAGAAACCGAGCUACGCCUUCCCGCUGGAUACUCAGCAGCUGGGCUGAAGUCCGGUACCUUGCGUCUCCCUGCUGCUGCGCUUCGUGCACCGGGAUUAUCUCUCGAAGUCGGUGCCCCACUUCAAUCGCCUUUGUUUACCUUAGCAAAUUCUCUGCCUAUCGAUGGUUACGAGACUAAGGAGUAUUAGAGGGUGUCGGAGAUACUUUCAUCAGAGGGACUUUGUUACCCUCUCUUUCGUUUCGAACGAACCGCAUUACAUUGGAAUCUAAUUCGAAAUAAACCAUGAUUUUGUUAAAUUUUUAUAUAAAAUACAAUUGCAAAUACAUUUUUCUGUUCUAUGCAAAUUUAACAAAAAUCAA